CCUCUGCUUUCAUAGUGAAAACCAGAACAACUUCCUAUUGCUUUCCAAUUAACUAUUUUUUUUUACCAAUUUUGAUAUGAAAAAUAUAUACAGUGGAAAGAUUUGAGUUUCUCUUAUUCCCCAACGAUAUUUUAAUGCUAGCCUCUUGGCAAGCUACCGACAGCAGAAAACGAAGUAAAUGAUAAAAACGAMAUCAACAACUUUCUAAUUUCUAAGGAGAAUAUUUUCACAUUUUCACUUCCUUUCCUAAGGUUAAAUACARAGCUCUAAAGAAAAUAUGGAAUUAAGUUUGGAAAUAUGGUUGUGGAUAUCACUUGCCGUUUUGGCGCAUGUUGGUGUAUAUGUGUUCGUCAUGCGUAAACGACCAAAAAUGCUGGUGGGACGUCAUGUAGUUAUAACUGGAGGCUCUCGAGGCAUUGGACUUUGCCUAGCUGUGGAAUGUGCAAUGAAAGGGGCUAAUGUAACUGUAAUUGCUCGUGACCAAAAAUUACUCAGUGGCGCUGUUGCUCUAAUGGAAGUAAUACGCCAAGUGCCGGAUCAAAAAUUUCAGUAUCGUUGUCUAGAUAUUGCUUUAAAUUAUGAYGAUGUAGCAAAUACUCUUAGAGAAGUUGAGGAGGGUUUAGGAGAUAUAUAUAUGUUGGUUAAUUGUGCUGGUAUGGCUAUUUGUGGUGUGUAUGAGGAUAUAUCAGUGGACGAUGCGCGAAAACUUAUGGAUAUCAAUUAUUGGGGCAGCUAUAAUUGCACACGUUAUGUAUUGCCUAAAAUGAAGAAARCUCGAGAGGGUAUCAUUGUAUUUACGUCCUCAUUAGCAGCUCUUUUCGGUAUUUACGGUUACGGACCCUACACGGCUUCAAAAUAUGCUGUCCGUGGUAUGGCUGAAACCAUUGCAAUGGAAACGCGUCAUCUGGGAAUUUUGGUAACAUUAGCUUUGCCAGCAGAUACUAAUACACCUGGUUUUGAAAACGAAGAGAAAACAAAACCGAAGGAAACGAAAAUAAUAUCAGGUGGUGGAGGCUUGGCGGAACCACAACAAGUGGCGAAACAAAUUCUUAAUGAUGCCUUGUGCGGUAACUUCAUUUCGAUUUUAGGGGCUGAGAGUUGGUUCCUUACAUUACUGGGAGGCGGUCUUUUCCGUUGGGGCGGAUUUUUUCAAAAUCUAAUUCAUGCCAUAUUAUUGGGACCCCUACGUAUUGUCGGUUGCUUUUUACACUUGCACUUCGAACGAGUAAUUAAGAAUUGUGCAAAGGAUAAAAAGGACUAAUGAUUCCGUUAUUGACAUUAUUAAUAUUUAUUUUUAACGCACAUGCAUUUAUUAAUUAAUUCAACAUACUUAAUAUUACGCUUAAUUAUUUACAAGUGUACAGUGCCUUUAUAAAGACAGUUCGAAAAAAUAUCUAAUAUUUCUGCAAUUGUACAAAUUAUUAAAAACACGAUUUUUAUAACAAUAUUAUAAUAUAAGCCAAAGAACGAAAUCUUA
This is a messenger RNA of Bactrocera latifrons, 1477 nucleotides long. It is a transcript of the gene Kdsr, whose product is annotated as 3-ketodihydrosphingosine reductase. Gene Ontology annotation, molecular function: 3-dehydrosphinganine reductase activity. The record is from RefSeq and is a predicted model, not a curated record. The transcript is spliced from 4 exons. Gene Ontology annotation, cellular component: endoplasmic reticulum membrane. Bases 278 to 1261 code for a protein of 327 amino acids. Gene Ontology annotation, biological process: sphingolipid biosynthetic process. NCBI's taxonomy places the organism in Eukaryota, Metazoa, Arthropoda, Insecta, Diptera, Tephritidae.